Molecule: messenger RNA, 4013 nt
Organism: Euleptes europaea (tarantolino)
Lineage: Eukaryota; Metazoa; Chordata; Lepidosauria; Squamata; Sphaerodactylidae
Gene: ATP2B4
Product: ATPase plasma membrane Ca2+ transporting 4
Exons: 21
Coding region: 8-3748 (1246 amino acids)
Biological process (GO): regulation of cytosolic calcium ion concentration; calcium ion transmembrane transport
Cellular component (GO): membrane; intracellular membrane-bounded organelle
Molecular function (GO): P-type calcium transporter activity; ATP hydrolysis activity; PDZ domain binding
Source: RefSeq, a predicted model, not a curated record
UGCCAAGAUGACGAACAACUCUGCAGAUCACCAUCCUGGGAACUCGGUUGCUGAGGGCAACCAUGAGGGGGACUUUGGUUGCUCCGUAAUGGACCUGCGGAACCUCAUGGAACUUCGCAGCUCAGAGGCAGUCAACAGGAUAAAUGACACCUAUGGGGGAGUGCAUAAUAUUUGCAAGAGAUUGAAGACCUCGCCAGUGGAAGGCCUGUCUGGGAACCCUGCCGAUCUCGAGAAAAGAAGGCAAGCAUUUGGCCAGAACUUCAUCCCACCAAAAAAGGCCAAAACCUUUCUACAGUUGGUUUGGGAAGCACUUCAGGAUGUCACAUUGAUCAUCUUGGAAAUUGCAGCCAUAAUCUCCCUGGGUCUUUCUUUCUAUCACCCUGUUGGUGGCGACAAUGAUCAGUGCGGGCAAGCAACAGGUGGAGCAGAGGACGAGGGCGAGGCCCAGGCUGGCUGGAUUGAAGGAGCAGCUAUCCUCUUCUCAGUCAUCAUUGUGGUGCUGGUUACAGCCUUCAAUGACUGGAGCAAAGAGAAGCAGUUCCGGGGCCUCCAAAGCCGCAUCGAACAGGAGCAGAAGUUCACAGUCAUCCGCAAGGGGCAGGUGAUCCAAAUCCCCGUGGCUGAGAUUGUGGUGGGGGACAUUGCUCAGAUCAAGUAUGGGGACUUGUUGCCAGCAGAUGGGAUCCUGAUCCAAGGCAAUGAUCUGAAAAUUGAUGAGAGCUCUCUGACUGGGGAAUCAGAUCAAGUGAAGAAGUCUCUAGAGAAGGACCCCAUGCUGCUUUCUGGUACUCAUGUGAUGGAAGGCUCUGGUCGAAUGUUGGUCUCAGCUGUGGGUGUCAACUCACAAACUGGAAUAAUUUUCACUCUUCUGGGAGCAGGAGAAGAUGAGGAGAAGAAGACCAAGAAAGGUAAAAAACCAGGAGUCCCUGAAAAUCGCAACAAAGCAAAAACUCAGGACGGCGUGGCCCUGGAGAUCCAGCCACUGAAAAGCCAAGAAGGGGUGGAAAACGAGGAGAAGGAGAAGAAGAAAGUGAAGGUCCCGAAGAAGGAGAAGUCUGUACUGCAGGGGAAGCUCACCCGCUUGGCAGUUCAGAUCGGAAAAGCAGGACUGAUCAUGUCAGCCAUCACCGUCAUUAUCCUGGUGCUGUAUUUUGCGAUUGACACCUUUGGGAUUCAGGGAAAGAGCUGGGUGGCUGACUGCACCCCUAUCUACAUCCAGUAUUUUGUCAAGUUCUUCAUCAUUGGUGUCACCGUGCUAGUAGUGGCUGUGCCCGAGGGCUUGCCUUUGGCUGUCACCAUCUCUUUGGCUUACUCUGUGAAGAAAAUGAUGAAAGAUAACAAUUUGGUUAGGCACCUGGAUGCUUGUGAGACCAUGGGCAAUGCGACUGCUAUCUGCUCAGACAAGACUGGUACUCUCACCAUGAACCGUAUGACUGUGGUGCAGGCCAAUGUGGGUGACACCCACUACCGACAGAUCCCUGACCCUGAAGCCAUCCUUCCUAAGAUCCUGGACCUCAUUGUCAAUGGUGUUGCCAUCAACUCUGCUUAUACUUCCAAAAUCCUGCCACCAGAAAAGGAAGGGGGCCUCCCACGCCAGGUUGGAAACAAGACGGAAUGUGCACUUUUGGGCUUUGUUCUGGACUUGAAACAGGAUUAUCAAGCAGUCCGCAAUGAGAUACCUGAGGAAAAACUCUACAAGGUCUACACCUUCAAUUCAGUCCGCAAGUCCAUGAGUACUGUGCUGAAGAAUCCCGAUGGAAGCUUCCGCAUGUACAGCAAAGGAGCAUCUGAGAUCAUCCUGCGCAAAUGCACGAAGGUCUUGGACAAGGAUGGGGAACCCCGAAUAUUUAAAGUGAAGGAUCGGGACGAGAUGGUGAAAAAAGUGAUUGAGCCGAUGGCUUGCCAAGGGCUGCGUACAAUUUGUCUGGCCUACCGGGAUUUCCCUGCUGCUGUUGAGCCUGAUUGGGAUGUUGAGAAUGAGAUCCUGUCUGACCUUACUUGCAUCACUGUGGUGGGCAUUGAGGACCCAGUUCGGCCAGAGGUGCCUGAAGCCAUCCAGAAGUGCCAGCGUGCUGGUAUUACAGUCCGGAUGGUUACAGGUGACAACAUCAACACAGCACGUGCCAUUGCCACCAAGUGUGGGAUCUUAUUGCCUGGGGAGGACUUCUUGUGCCUGGAAGGGAAAGAAUUCAACCGGCUGAUCCGCAAUGAGAAAGGAGAGGUGGAACAAGAGCAACUGGAUAAGGUCUGGCCCAAGCUGCGAGUCUUGGCCCGUUCUUCCCCCACCGAUAAACACACGCUUGUGAAAGGUAUUAUUGACAGCACCAUUGGAGAACGAAGGGAGGUGGUAGCUGUGACUGGGGAUGGCACCAAUGAUGGCCCAGCCUUGAAGAAAGCAGAUGUGGGCUUUGCUAUGGGCAUUGCUGGCACAGAUGUCGCUAAAGAAGCCUCAGACAUCAUCCUGACAGAUGAUAACUUUACAAGUAUUGUCAAGGCAGUGAUGUGGGGACGCAACGUGUAUGACAGCAUCUCCAAAUUCCUGCAGUUCCAGCUAACGGUCAACAUAGUUGCUGUCAUUGUGGCUUUCACGGGUGCUUGCAUCACACAGGACUCUCCUCUCAAGGCUGUCCAGAUGUUGUGGGUAAACUUGAUCAUGGAUACCUUUGCCUCAUUAGCCCUUGCCACAGAACCCCCAUCAGAAUCCUUGCUCUUGCGCAAGCCAUAUGGCCGCAACAAGCCGCUUAUUUCCCGCACCAUGAUGAAGAACAUCCUGGGACACGGUGUGUACCAGCUCACCAUUAUCUUCACGUUGCUCUUUGCAGGUGAGAAGUUUUUUGAUAUUGACAGUGGCCGGAAUGUUCCACUCCAUUCCCCACCUACUGAACACUACACCAUCGUCUUCAACACUUUUGUCAUGAUGCAGCUUUUCAAUGAGAUUAAUGCUCGUAAAAUCCACGGCGAGAGGAAUGUCUUUGAUGCCAUUUUCCGCAAUCCCAUCUUCUGCACGGUGGUGCUGGGAACCUUUGUUGCCCAGAUCAUCAUUGUUGAAUUUGGUGGGAAGCCGUUCAGCUGUUCGGGGCUUACCUUGAGUCAGUGGUUCUGGUGUAUUUUCAUUGGUGUAGGCGAACUUCUUUGGGGACAGGUGAUUUGCACCGUUCCAACCAACCAGCUGAAGUUCCUGAAGGAGGCAGGACAUGGCACUACCAAGGAGGAUAUUGCAGAGGAACAACUGAGGGAGGGUCUAGAUGAAAUUGACCAUGCUGAAAUGGAGCUCAGACGGGGACAGAUCCUGUGGUUCCGGGGCCUCAACAGAAUACAGACUCAGAUGGACGUAGUUUACACAUUCCAGACCGGCGCCUCCUCUUUACAGGGAGCCCUCAGGAGACAGCCUUCCAUCGUGAGCCAACACCACGAUGUAAAAAAUGUUUCUAGCCCAACCCAUAUCAAAGUGGUGAAUGCAUUCCGUAGCUCCUUGUAUGAAGGCCUCGAGAAACCCGAAUCCAGAAGCUCCAUUCAUAACUUCAUGACUCACCCAGAGUUCAUCCUGGAGGAAGACGAGCCUCGGACCCCAUUCCUCGAUGACGCUGAAGAAGACCCGGAAGAUGAAGAACUCAAAAAGCAAAGUGGAGAGAGCCCAGGCGAGUCCUCACCCCUCAACAAAAAUAACAAUGCAGUGGACGGCGAUAUAGCUGAGGACACCAUUCCAGAUCCGGAAAGCCCUUUACACAGCUUGGAAACAUCGGUUUGACCUCUGAACUUUGAUCUUCCUCCUGCUUUGUUCCCCCUCAUGCAACAUAGGCACCUACAUUUGACCACACACUGCGGCCACUUCCUUUCUAGGGGUCAUACAUAUAUAUGCCUAUAAUUCCUUGCCCCUUUCUCCUUUAAUGAUAAUUUAGUUGUAGGAACCACAGAACCACAUGGUCAGAGUUUUACUGCUUAACAGUGAUUUGGGCAAAGGUGCCUCUCUCAAGUGAGAAACCACCACGUUAAUACAUUUUCUCCUUGAGCAG